Rosa rugosa (rugosa rose) is the source of this 2308-nucleotide messenger RNA. RefSeq lists its product as uncharacterized. The coding region runs from base 44 to 2308 and encodes 754 amino acids. NCBI's taxonomy places the organism in Eukaryota, Viridiplantae, Streptophyta, Magnoliopsida, Rosales, Rosaceae. The record is from RefSeq and is a predicted model, not a curated record. The transcript is spliced from 3 exons.
AGUCUAUUUCAGGUUCUUUUACAAUUCUGUGUUGCAUUGCAUCAUGGAUAACAGUACUGUGUUACAAAAUUGUCUGCUAUCCAACUUCUACAAUCUAAUUACAGUUCGCCUAGAUGACUCAAACUAUGUAUUAUGGAAAUUUCUGGUAGAGACAAUGUUUUCAGGUUGUGGCCUCAUUAGAUAUAUUGAUGGAUCAUUCCCUCGUCCACCACAAUACAUAGUUAUAGAAGAAGGUGGGGUUACGUCUGAUAUGACAAAGGAGUACAUGGAUUGGGUGCAGAAUGAUUCUUCUGUUAUGUUUAUUCUUGUAGCUACUCUGUCUAGUGAUGCUCUCUCCUUCAUUGUUGGAAGUAAGACCUCUAGGGAAAUUUGGUGUCGACUUAAGAAGAGAUAUGUUGAUGAUUCAGUGUAUAACAUAAUGAAUCUCAAGGCCUCCUUAUACAACAUCCAAAAAGGCUCAGACUCUAUUGAUAAGUACUUACUUCAAGUCAAGUCAAUUUGUGAUCAGCUUGCUACGAUGGGAGUUUAUAUGGCUGAUGAAGACAUAGUAGACUCGGUUCUUCAUGGUUUGCCCUUAGAGUUUGCUACCAUUAAAACUAUAAUAAGAAUCAAAACACUAAGCUCCUCUGUUUCAAUGGAAGAAUUAAGAUCUCUUUUGUUGAUCGCUGAAAGUGAGAUUGAACAAACUAUGAAGUCCAUGUUUGAGAGGUUCAAGACUGAAAUGAUGGCACAUGGUGAUAGUUUCAAUAGGUAUGCUCCUGCACCAACUCAUGUUACAAAUGCCAAAUAUGAUGGUGGAAUUCAAUACAACUUUGGAGCAUUUGAUUAUGGUAUUACUCAGCAAAAUGGAAUAUUUCAGCAAAGACACAACUUUCGGCAAAAUGGAGGUCUCAUGCAACAAAAUGGCUUCCCACAACAAAAUGGUAACUUUUCUCCAAAUAUGAACUAUAGCUACAAUAACAAUGCAAAUUUUUCUCAGUCCGGAGGUGAAGGUUUUUCACAGCAAGGCAACUCUGUUUAUUCAUCCAAUUUUUGUUCAAAGAAUCAGAAAGAAGCUCCUGAAGCUAUUCUUGAAUCACUUGAUGCCUCCAUAUGUGAUGAUGUUAAAUUGGCUACUUGUGUUUCAAAUGGUUGUGCUGAAGACGAUGGUUCUGAAGUUGUUCCGGUUGAUUCUGAAAAAUUUAUUUUGGACGACAUUAGUUUUAUCGAUUCUGGUUGGAAAGGAGAAAACUCAAAGACUGUUGUUGAAUGCUUGGACGGAGAUGCUGAGUUAUCAGAGUAUGAGUGGUCUCGAUAUGAUAGUUGUGAUACUGAGCUUCUUGGGGAAUCACAGAAUUUAAACCCAGAAGUUAUAUUGGAGGUUGAAGUUUGUGAAGGAAAAGAAGAACAGACUUGUCUAGCUCAAGAAACUCAAAAGACUUCAAGGCAGGAAAGAGAUCUUCAGAUGCAUAGUGAUUCAGAAAAUGUAUAUGCUAAGAAGGUAGAGGUUUCCGGGAGCUGCUUGGAGCUAAUAGAUCUGGCAUGUGACACUGAAGACGGAGAGUUGAGGGAAUUAGAUGUGCCUUAUUGGGAGGAGAAUGAUUUUGAAGAAAUUGAACCUGUUGAUUAUGGUUCUGAUACAUGUGACACUAAUGCUGCUGAUGGAAAAGUGGAAUGCAGAGAAACUAAAUUUUGUGGGAUAGAAUCUAGGAACAUUAACAUGAACGUGCAGGUUGGGCGAGGAUUAAGCCUAGGUUACGAUAUUAUGUGUGGAAAAGUUGAACAUUGUGCAAUUGGAAAUGCUUUGAGACAAUCUUCAGUGGGUUCAAAGACGAGAACUUCUGGAACUGAACAAUUGCCCGGAGAUAUAUGCACUACUUGGAACCAUGUUGGUAGUAAAAUUCUUUGUCCAGAAGAGGGGACAUAUGUACUACUUGGAAGAGCUUCUUUUCUUGGAGGUUCAAUGCGAAUGAUUGAAAUCACAAAUAAUCUGAAAUUUCUGAAAAUUUUGCCUCUUAUCAUGCUAGUUCUUCUUAUUUCAAAGGUUGUAGGUGAUGCAUUCAACAAAGGCUUGUAUGAAGGCUUCCCUGUGAUUGAUCAUUCUAGAAAUGGUGCAUUGAAAAUAUAUGCUGAGAUAUUCUGUUUCCUGAUACAAGUGAAACUUGCUCUGUUUUCAAUGACUGCUGUGUGGUGCCAAUUGAAGAUGCAGGAUCUGGUCCACUUGAUUAGUCGGAAUAACCACUCUGAGCAUUAUGAAAAGGAAGUUUCUAUACUCAAGCAUAAGGUCAAAGAUAUGAUGGAUCUUACUCUUUCAUCUGCUGCAAUCUGA